AUGUCGUCAAUCACGCCAUACAAGAUCAAUGUACCCGAGGAAAAGAUUCAGCGCCUGAAACAACAGAUCGCCCUUGCCGACUUCCCAGAUGAACUCCCCGACGUCGAACCUUGGAGCAGGGGUACACCACUGGCUGAUCUCAAGCGGCUUGCUGCGUAUUGGCAAGAUGGCUUUGACUGGCGCAAGCAGGAAGCAAAAUUGAACCAACUUCCUCAGUUCAUGACUCAGAUCGAUGUGGACGGCUUUGGCACCUACGACAUCCACUUUGUGCACCAGCAAAGUCCAGUCAAGAAUGCCAUCCCACUGUUGUUCUGUCAUGGAUGGCCUGGAAGUUUUGCGGAGGUCACUAAGAUCCUCCCCAUGCUGCUCAACGGAGGGAGUGAAGCGCCUUCCUUUCACGUUGUGGCUCCCAGUAUGGUCGACUACGGCUUCUCCUCGGGGGCGAAGAAGGCGAAUUUUCAAUUCGAGCAGCAUGCCGAGGUGGCGCAUAAACUGAUGACAAAGUUGGGCUACUCGGAAUAUGUUGCUCAAGGAGGGGAUUUGGGCUACUUUGUGGUCCGCUUUCUGGCCAUGAUGUACCCAGGGUCAUGCAAGGCCCAGCACAUCAACAUGUGUCAUCCGCCCGAGAUCAGCGCGACUUCGCAUCCUGCUCUCUGGGCUCAAUUCCAGGCGACUCCCUUGACCGAGUACGAGAAGGCUGGGAUCGCUCGGUCGCGCUGGUUUCGCGAGGAAGGGUUUGGCUACAAUCUUCUCCACAGCACCCGGCCCCAGACCGCUGGGUACGCCAUCACCGCGAACCCCGUGUCUCUUCUAGCCUGGAUCUACGAAAAACUCCACGACUGGACCGAUGGCUACCCUUGGACCGACGACGAAGCCCUCACGUGGAUCAGCAUCUACUACUUCUCCACGGCGGGGCCUGCGGCGUCGCAACGCAUCUAUUACGAAAAAACUCACCGUACGCCGAGGAAAGGGUUCCCUCUGAAAGAGGCCUAUCUCGAAGUCCAGCGUUAUGUCGAUGUACCUCUUGGUUACUCGCGGUUUCCCAAGGAGAUUGUUCUGUUGCCUAAUAUAUGGACGAAGGCUAUGGGGCCGAUAGUGUUCCUCAAGGAACAUGAAAAGGGUGGCCACUUUGCUGCUUGGGAGCUGCCAGAGGUUUUGGUUCAGGACUUGCGGACCAUGUUUGGCAGGUCUAGUGCGACUUACGGGGUGGUGCCAGGAAAAUCAGGCUAUGACCAGUAG
Messenger RNA from Fonsecaea multimorphosa CBS 102226, 1239 nucleotides. RefSeq lists its product as uncharacterized. The transcript has 3 exons. The record is from RefSeq and is a predicted model, not a curated record. NCBI's taxonomy places the organism in Eukaryota, Fungi, Ascomycota, Eurotiomycetes, Chaetothyriales, Herpotrichiellaceae. Bases 1 to 1239 code for a protein of 412 amino acids. Gene Ontology annotation, biological process: epoxide metabolic process. Gene Ontology annotation, molecular function: epoxide hydrolase activity.